Molecule: messenger RNA, 2212 nt
Organism: Carcharodon carcharias (great white shark)
Lineage: Eukaryota; Metazoa; Chordata; Chondrichthyes; Lamniformes; Lamnidae
Gene: cdca7a
Product: cell division cycle associated 7a
Exons: 10
Coding region: 84-1346 (420 amino acids)
Biological process (GO): regulation of DNA-templated transcription
Cellular component (GO): nucleus
Source: RefSeq, a predicted model, not a curated record
CUCCAGACCGGCAGCCAGAGACAGUCCGCAUUCCGCAGCAGCCCCGCAAGCAAACAACUCGCUGUGGCUGGAAAUUAACUAGAAUGAAGAAAUUACGCGGCAGGCAGAUAGACCUUUCUGGAAAGGAAGAAUUUAAAGACUUCAGAAACGUGGCAUUGGUUCCCAUGGAAACAUCAUCAUCAGAUGAUAGCUGUGAUAGUUUUGCUUCAGACAAUUUUACGAACAGUAAAGCUAAAUUCAGAGCAGAGAUCCUGACAGACGAACUGGCUCAGAUUUUUAAUGAGGAUUCUGACAACAACGAAUCAUUCGAUGGUUUUUCUGAAAGUGACCUCAAAGAUGUGAUGGAAGCAAUGAGUGUUGAAUCAUCUGAAUCAGAAGAGGAAAUGACUUAUGAAGAUAAUAAAAAAUCUGGAAAGAAUCCAAAAACACGGAGCAAGCGAUCUUUUCCAUUACGUGUGGCUUUUAGAUUUCCAUCUCGCAAAAACAAAAAUAUGCCAAUACCAGACACUUGUGUUUCCUUAAACAAGGAUUCAGCAUCUGAAUCUGAUUCUGACCUGGAUGAACAAAGAGGAACAAAUUUCCUAAAGAAGAGAGCUCUAAAUAUUAAAGAAAACAAAGCUAUGUUGGCCAAACUGAUAGCAGAGCUGAAGACUGUUCCAGGACUUUUUCCACGCAGAGUUUCUGUUCAAGGAACACCAUCGAGACCAAAACGUCCACCAAGAAAUGCAUUCACAGAAAAUGCUUCUAGACGAAAUCCUGAGCGUGGUGCUCGACCUCACACUCGGUCAAGAUCCUUGAUUAAUGGUCCUCCUUCUCCAUCAUUUGAGCAAGAAGAUAAUGUCAGCUUUAUGAGGAAAAGAAAGUUUCUAGAUAAUGACUUCUCUGAGGGUGAAACACCUCUUCGCAGGAGGAGCCGACCCAGCAUACUUACCAUCCCACAUGUGGUACGACCAGUUGAGGACAUCACACAAGAGGAAUUGGAAAAUAUUUCUUUUUCAGCUAAAGAGAAAGUUUAUAGUAGAACCACAGGUUCCACUUGCCACCAAUGCCGUCAAAAGACUAUUGAUACAAAAACAAAUUGUCGAAACCCUGAAUGUGUUGGAGUCCGAGGACAGUUCUGUGGUCCGUGUCUUCGCAACCGCUAUGGUGAAUUUGUUAGAACUGCUUUAUUGGAUCCUAACUGGCAUUGUCCACCUUGUAGAGGAAUCUGCAAUUGUAGCUUCUGCCGACAGCGUGAAGGUCGCUGUGCUACAGGUGUUCUUGUUUACCUGGCCAAAUAUCAUGGAUAUGACAAUGUUCAUGCUUACUUGAAUAGCCUGAAAAGGGAACUUCAAAUGGAAGACUAAGGAGCAGCAGUGAACCAGUUUCAUGGAAGCAGAUCAAAUUUUUUGAUAAAUUUACUUGGUAGCGUUUACAAUCAUACCUUUUUUAAACAAUUUUUUGCUAAAUACUAUGAGCUAGAUUUACAGAAUGUGCUUAAACAUAGAGCUUUUACAAUAUUUUACAUAGUGAACUUCUUUAUUUGUUUGCUAUCAUAAUCACAGGUUAACUUAGGAGCAUGCUGGAAGUGGGGGAGGAUGGUAAAAAUUUUUUUACACAUACUCCUUUUGACAUUGUUUUAGGCCAUCAAGACCAGCAGAACCAUUUUCACACUAGCAUGCUUCUUAUGACAGCAAGUAAAUCCCUCAGUCCACUGUCAUUUAUUCUACUUUCAUAAUAGCCUUGUUCUAUAAUAUUGCCCAAUUUUAAAUAUCCAGCUGCUCAAUUGUAAGUGUCAAAUCUCUUGUAUUUAAGUAAAAACCGAUUGCUCAAUACAUUCUUAAUCUCAGCUGGUUCCAAAAUAUAACGCUAGAGAAUGACUUUCACUUUUAAAAAUCCAGCUGUAGAAUUUUAAAAAUCCAUUUUUUAAAAACUCAUUAAUUUUAAUGGCUUUUACCCAUGUUCCGUUAAUAAAUAUGAAUGGCAUUUAUAGUUCAAUCUAGCAUUGCAACCAAUGGUAAAUUUGUAUUUGCUACUCUUUCGCUUUGCAUUGAUGCAGCUUCUAUUAAGAUUAUACUGCUGCAGAACUUUAAAUAAUACAGGCACGUACAAUAAAUUUCAUAUAGGACAAUCACUUAACCACACCAACACCCCACUUUCUCAGGGUACAAACACUUAACCACACUAAUGCCCCAUGUUUUCAGGAUGCAAGUGGAAGUCAAAAUUUUGGAAC